Agrilus planipennis (emerald ash borer) is the source of this 636-nucleotide messenger RNA. RefSeq lists its product as uncharacterized. The record is from RefSeq and is a predicted model, not a curated record. Lineage: Eukaryota; Metazoa; Arthropoda; Insecta; Coleoptera; Buprestidae. The coding region runs from base 1 to 636 and encodes 211 amino acids. The transcript has 2 exons.
AUGCCGGAAUCUGCAGUUCUCCGGAAUUACAUCGGAAUCAACGGAUAUGUAUUGGGCAAUUUGGAUCCACGUUACGCAGCCGAAGUGCGUGACAUCAUCAUCAACCCACCGGCGACUGAACCAUAUGCCACCAUCAAGGAAGAAAUUGGGGACAGAAAACCAUCACAAUUUCUGCGUCACCUCCGAAGCCUGGCUGGAAAUUCAACUCCUGAGAACCUGCUGCGAACAAUCUGCUCAGGUCGCCUUCCUCAAAGCCUUCAGACGGUCAUAGCAACGAUGAAAGACAAGCAGUUGGAUGAAGUGGCCGAAAUCGCCGAUUACAUCAUGGAAGCAAGCCAAACACAGUCCAUAAUAGCAGCUACGGCCACGCCUACUCUACAGUGCGAUUCCAUCCAACAGCUGACCAACAAGGUACAAGCACUCCAAAUGGACUUAAACCACAUAAGACGACACAUGGCGAGAAACUCGAGAACAAGAUCUCGAUCAAUUUCAAGUGGUACUUCUUCACGAAAACGGUACAACAGCAACGACAGGACCAGUGGCCUUUGCUAUUACCACAGCAAAUUCCAGGACAAAGCACGGAAAUGCAUUCCUGCGUGUAGGAAGUCAUCGGGAAACCAACCAGGAGCUCACUAA